GGUUGACAAAUGUCAGUUAGACAAGAUCAAGUCAAGAAUUUUUGGAUAUUAAAAAACAUGUUAACAUAUUAAAUAAUUUUAUUUUAGAAGAAUAAUAAAUAUUAAUAAGAAAGGAUCUCAUUAAGCUUAACAAUGUCUGACGAUGCAGAGCAACAGGCUGAAGAGAUAGAAGUUCUUAAAUCAAUUUAUGAAGGAGAUGAAAAUUUCAAACAAGUUGAUGCAAAAUCUUACCAGUACAAGUACAUAGAGGGAGAUAAGUCAUUCAUAUUAGAAAUAUUAUGGGGACCCACAUAUCCCACAGAGAAGCCAAGUUUUAAUUUAGAAAUAUUUUAUAAUCAAAGUUUAUUACCUUCGGUAAAAGAUAAAAUACUUUCUGUAGUAAAUGCGGAAGCUGAUCAGUGGGUGGGAUGUGCAAUGACUUAUACCUUGUUUGAAUGUCUCAAAGAAAAGGUUUCGGAAAUCUUAGCUGAACAAAUGGAGGAGGCUGUUGUUGCGAGAGUCGAAAAAAUUGCUAUUACAGAACAGACUGAAUCAAAGAAACCUGAGAAAAAGGAACAGAUGAGUAAAGCGCAGAAACGCCGGGCGUGGGACCGCGCGGAGAUCGGGCGCGCGGGGGAGCGGCCGCGCGGCUGGGACUGGGUCGACAUCGUCAAACACCUCUCGCAGGCGCCCCACCAGCCCUCUUGACACUGAACACACCGCAUACUCGUGGUUGAUAUAUCAUUUCCGACUAUAAAUGACAUACGAUCGAACUAUUGGUUGCCUGCGAUCUGUAUAAAUACAAGAUCUUAAAUUAAAAUAAAUAAAGCCUUCGAAUGUUUAAUAAACUUUUUUUUGAUAUUUUUUUUUACGUGAUAUUUCAUGUGGCAAUAUCUAUAAUACCUAUAUUUAGUAUGACCUUAGAAAAGGCUGUAAGAGACUUGUCUCUGGAGCCUAAAAUUAAUAAAAAAGUAAAUUAUAUAACGAUGAUUUUUUUUAUUUCAUUAUCAAAUAAUUAUUUGUUAUUAUAUAAUAUGAAUAUAGGUACUGGGUUACCUGAGUGAUUAUUGCUAUUAAUAAAAUAGAUUAACUGCCAAUUUAUCAGAUAAAACAUUUACUAUAUAAAGCCAUUGUAUAACGCUAAUCCAUGGUAAGGUUACAUAAAUGCCUGAAGUUAUUCAUAUUAAUUGCAAUUUAGAAUCAUGGUUUUGUUUCGAAUUUAGAACUUCUUUUUUAUUUCGUAUUUAAUAUUAAAUAGCAACAUUUAUAAGGUUAAUGUUGUUUUUUUUUUGUAAUUAGAUAUUCAUGAAUAGAUGAAUAAUUAUUUACGGUAAAUUCCCAAAACAAUAUUU
Messenger RNA from Vanessa atalanta (red admiral), 1331 nucleotides. Its product is annotated as RWD domain-containing protein 4. Lineage: Eukaryota; Metazoa; Arthropoda; Insecta; Lepidoptera; Nymphalidae. The coding region runs from base 133 to 687 and encodes 184 amino acids. The transcript has 5 exons. Gene Ontology annotation, molecular function: protein binding. The record is from RefSeq and is a predicted model, not a curated record.